Messenger RNA from Grammomys surdaster, 1254 nucleotides. RefSeq names its product dehydrogenase/reductase X-linked (gene Dhrsx). Lineage: Eukaryota; Metazoa; Chordata; Mammalia; Rodentia; Muridae. The record is from RefSeq and is a predicted model, not a curated record. The transcript has 7 exons. The coding region runs from base 1 to 1254 and encodes 417 amino acids.
AUGUUCUCGCUGCGCGCGCUCGCGGCCGCGCUCCGCGUCUACGCCGUGGGCAUCGCGGUGGCGCUGGCGCAGCUGCUGCGCCGCCUGCGGGGCGACUUCCAGCCCCCCGACCUCCCCCCCCAGCCGGGCCGCGUCGCCGUCGUCACGGGCGGCGCCGAGGGCAUCGGGCUGAGCACCGCGCGGCGCCUGGCGCGUCUGGGCAUGCGCGUCGUCGUCGCCGGGAACGACGAGCGGAAGGGGCGCGCGGCCGUCGACGUCAUCAGGGCGGAGUCGGGCGCCGACAGCGCGCACUUCCUGUUCCUGGAGCUGGCGUCGCUCGCCUCCGUCCGACGCUUCGUCCGCGAGUUCGAGGCCUCGGGGCGGCCGCUGCACGUGCUCGUCAACAACGCGGGCGUCAUGCUGGAGCCGCGCGGCGAGACGGAGGACGGCUUCGAGCGCCACGCGGGCGUCAACUUCCUGGGCCACUUCCUGCUCACGCUGCUGCUGCUGCCGGCGCUGCGCGCGUCCGGGCGGCCGGGGCGGGGCUCGCGCGUCGUCACGCUGGGGUCGGCCACGCACCGCGUCGCCGGGCUGGACCCGCGGGACCUGCGCGGACGGCUCCCGUACUCGGCGCACGCGGCCUACGCGGGCAGCAAGCUGGCGCUCGCGCUCUUCGCCCUGCGGCUGCAGCGCCUCCUGGACGCGCGCGGCGACCCCGUGACCUCCAACCUGGCCGACCCGGGCGUGGCCGACACCGCGCUGUACCGGCACGCGUGGGCGGGGCUGCGGGCCGCGCGGCGGGCGCUCGGGCGGCUGGCGUUCAAGACCCCGGACGAGGCCGCGUGGACCCCGGCGUACGCGGCGGCCGCGGCGGAGCUCGAGGGCGUCGGGGGCCGCUACCUGUACGACGAGGCGGAGGCGGAGCCGGCGGAGGCCGCGCGGAACCGGGCGCUGCAGCGCGCGCUGUGGGCGGAGGCGUGCCGGGCGACCGGCCUGGAGGACGAGACCGCGGGCUGUGUCUGCGAGGCCGGCCGAGGGCGGGCGGGGCCCGGGCGGGCGCUGUCGGGUCCCCUGAGCCGGUUCCUGUGGGACGGACGCGCGUGGGCCGCGCCCGGCCUGUGUCUGAGGGUCCUCGGGCCGCUUCCUGUUCAUAAAACCCACUUCCUGUCCACGAAAAGCCACUUCCCGUCCCCGCGCCCGGCGUUCCCGGCCGCCCCGACCCCCGGGAGCCGCCCCGCCCCGCGAGGCUCCGCCCGGAUCCCACAGAACCGCUGA